CAAACUAUUUAAGAAGGCACACACACAGACGGCUAUUCAUUUUCAUCUCAUCGGUUUAUUUGUCAUCAUGGCGAUCUGGAAUGAAGGAAACGAAGAACUGCUCAUCACCUUGAUCGAGGAGAGGCCAGCUCUGUACGACAUUACAGAGACAAAUUACUCGAACCGAGUAGUGAAAACCGGACUCUGGCGAGAGAUUGAAUCUCAACUUGGUUUCUCAGAGAAAGAGCUGAGGAAGAAGUGGGAUUCUCUACGAACAGAGUACAGACAGCUGCGGAUCAUGACCAGGCUGCAGUUUUUAGAGCCCUACACAAAAAGGAAGGAGAGUACUUCGAACCUCACCAUCACGGAACGUCCGGAGGCUGCAGAAUCACCCCUCGGUGGCACCAGCAGUGAAACCAGCAUGUCCAGCACCACUGAGGAGUCCUUCCUCACUGAUGCUGAGCCCUGCACUCCCCUGGCAGAAUCCACCAUCUGCAACACACCGGCGCCGGCACCGUCACCGCUCGGAGAGAGGCCAAGCACACCCAGCAAUAGAAUGACUCCGGCGAAGCGCAGGAUGCUGCAGGAUUCGCGGGAUGAGUCCAUCGCCGACCAAUCACAAACAUUGCUGCAUGGGAUCACCAACACUCUGGCACAGUUGGCCCCGAGUAGAGUGAAUGACGUAUUCACGGCCCAUGCCCAAGUGUUUGAGCACAGACUGCGGAUGUUGGCACCUCCUGAGAUUCAACCAUUCCUGAAUACCGUGGACAAUGCCUUCUUCCGGCACUUAGAGGGAACUCAAACCUCGACUACAUACAGAAAUCUCUAGACAUUUAACUGUGUUGUCUAAACAUGUUUUGUUUUUUUAAAGUUCAUUUUAAAAUGUCUAAUUCUUUUUACAGACAGUUGUGGCAAUAACAUUUUUUUUUCUGUAUUGCAUAGCAUUUUUAUUGUAUUGUAUUUUUGUAGAUAGUUUACUUUUUGUAUUAUAUUGUUGGAUAAUAAACCACUUUCUACCUAA
Molecule: messenger RNA, 1000 nt
Organism: Trematomus bernacchii (emerald rockcod)
Lineage: Eukaryota; Metazoa; Chordata; Actinopteri; Perciformes; Nototheniidae
Exons: 3
Coding region: 68-808 (246 amino acids)
Biological process (GO): regulation of transcription by RNA polymerase II
Cellular component (GO): nucleus; transcription regulator complex
Source: RefSeq, a predicted model, not a curated record